UGGCAACUGUAUCAAUUCUCUUCAUUGGUAUUAUGUUGAUCUACCAAUGCUUUUCCUAUUUUUCCAACCAAUUCAUCCUAUGGCAAAAGGAACCACUCUUCAACCAUUCAAAUCUUUUCAACCAAUCAAAUCUUAACAAUUCAAAGAGUGAAGGCUGUGGAGAUGCCCUUGAGUGUGCUUUAGCAAAAGCUUCAAUGGGAAACAAAACAGUGAUAAUUGCUGUAGUGAAUAGGGCUUAUGCAGAGCAAGAUGUGGAGAGUGACAACACAAUGCUUGAUCUAUUUCUCAACAGUUUUUGGCUUGGAGAGGGAAACAGAUAUCUCAUUAAUCACAUUCUCUUAGUUGCUGUUGAUCAAAUUGCCUAUGAAAGAUGUCAAUUUCUGAAGAUGAACUGCAUCAAAUUAGAAACAGAAGGUGUUGAUUUCAAAGGCGAGAAAGUUUUCAUGUCUCAAGAUUUCCUCAAGAUGAUGUGGAAGAGAACUCAGUUCCUCUUGGAAGUUCUCAAACAUGGCUACAAUCUCAUUUUCACAGACACAGAUGUUAUGUGGUUGAGAGACCCAUUUACAAUGUUGGGCAAGAAUGCAACAGAAGAUCUUCAAAUAAGUUUAGACAACUACCUUGGUGAUCCUUGGUCACAAAGAAAUCCAAUCAACACAGGAUUUUACUAUGUGAGAUCAAACAAGAAGACCAUUUCACUAUUUGAAACAUGGUAUGCACAAAAGGAUAAUUCCACAGGGAAAAAAGAACAAGAUAUUCUUAGGGACCUAAUUAAUGGUGGUAUAAUCAAUAAGUUAGGGCUUAGGGUUAGGUUUUUGGAUACCCUUUAUUUCAGUUCAUUUUGCCAAGAUAGCAGAGAUAUUAGGGCAGUCAUCACUGUCCAUGCAGCCUGUUGCAGAAGCAUCACUGCAAAGGAAAGAGAUUUGAAAGUAAUGUUCAGUGAUUGGAAAAGGUUUAAGAAGUUGCAAGCUAACUCUUCUGCAAACCCUAAGUGGAGUAGGCACACUUGGUGUAGCCAAUCUUGGGGAAAAUCACUAACAAUAAAGGGUAAUUAA
Vigna radiata var. radiata (mung bean) is the source of this 1052-nucleotide messenger RNA. RefSeq lists its product as uncharacterized. The transcript has 3 exons. NCBI's taxonomy places the organism in Eukaryota, Viridiplantae, Streptophyta, Magnoliopsida, Fabales, Fabaceae. The coding region runs from base 33 to 1052 and encodes 339 amino acids. The record is from RefSeq and is a predicted model, not a curated record.